Haliotis rubra (blacklip abalone) is the source of this 7278-nucleotide messenger RNA. RefSeq lists its product as uncharacterized. The transcript is spliced from 41 exons. Gene Ontology annotation, cellular component: extracellular region. The record is from RefSeq and is a predicted model, not a curated record. Gene Ontology annotation, molecular function: chitinase activity; chitin binding. NCBI's taxonomy places the organism in Eukaryota, Metazoa, Mollusca, Gastropoda, Lepetellida, Haliotidae. Gene Ontology annotation, biological process: chitin catabolic process; carbohydrate metabolic process. Bases 17 to 7234 code for a protein of 2405 amino acids.
GCCAGACUGGGAAAAUAUGAUGAUCCCCCGAGCAUCCCUAUUACUGCUCCCCCUGGCGGGAGUCAUCUUCCUGGCUGUGCAUGCUGUUCAAGGUUCAGAGCCCAGGAGAGUGUGUUACUACACCAACUGGUCACAGUACCGUCCCGGGAAGGGGAAAUACACGCCGGAGAAUGUCGACCCUAACCUCUGCACACACUACGUAUACGCCUUUGCCACGCUGCUAGGCAACAGGAUCAAAGCCUUUGAAUGGAAUGAUCUCUCAACACAGUGGAGCAAAGGAAUGUUCGAACGUUUUAUGGCGAUGAAGAACGUCAAUCCAAACAUGAAGACCUUGCUUGCUGUCGGGGGAUGGAAUCUUGGGUCGGGGCCGUUCCACCAGAUGUCUCACACCCCAGAAGGAAGGAAGGAGUUUGCGGACUCCGUCGUCAAAUUCAUCCGAGAAAACAAGUUCGAUGGCGUGGAUGUGGACUGGGAGUAUCCGGCAAACAGAGGCAGUCCACCAGAGGAUAGACAACACUAUACCGAGAUGCUAAAGGCAGUGUACGAUGCCUUUGUGGUGGAAGCGCAGCAAUCUGGUAGACCCCGACUGAUGUUGACGGCGGCAGUGGCGGCGGGAAAACCAAAUAUUGACACUGCAUACGACAUCCCGGAAAUUUCACAGAUCUUGGACUUCAUCAGUGUGAUGACCUAUGACCUGCACGGCAGCUGGGAAGACCACACCGGUCACAACAGCCCCCUGUAUUCACGUAUUGACGAGAGUCAAGACGACAAGUACCUUAACCUGCAUUGGGCAGCUGAAUACUGGGUGAAGAUGGGCGCACCCAGAGAGAAACUAAACAUAGGCUUGGCGUUGUAUGGACGCACGUUUACCCUGUCAACUGGCGACAACACCCUAGGUGCACCUGCCAGUGGCCCCGGCACAAAAGGCCCGUACACACGCGAGAAGGGCUUCCUUUCUUAUCAGGAGAUCUGUGAAAUGGAGCAAAAUGGUGGCACAAUUGUAGAUAUCCCCGAACAGCGCGUCCGCUAUAUUACCCGGGGUGACCAGUGGGUGGGCUAUGACGACAAACUGAGUCUCCGUGAGAAGGUGUGCUACAUCAAGACGAAUGGUUUUGGAGGUGUGAUGGUGUGGGCCCUGGACUUAGAUGACUUCUCGGGGUCUGACUGCGGCCAAGGCCGCUAUCCCCUACUCCACGCUAUCGUGGACGAACUCGCCAGCCCAGACAGAACUAACUGUGUAGGACCAGGACCGCACCAGGAUAUUAACCAUGGUUCUGUCACCACCCAGCGUCCCGUGACUACCCCCACGAAAGCCUACACUCCCCCGCCGGUCGUCGUGACGAACCAACCUCCCGUCACCAACGGUCCCGUUAACACUCCGCCCCGCAUUCAGCCCGGCAAGGACUUCUCCUGCUAUGGUCGAGUCAGCGACUUCUACCAAAGUCCUUACAGCUGCUCGGAGUACUUCAUCUGUGCCAAUGGUAUGUCCUUCCGCGUUAACUGUGCCGUGGGGUUGCGCUUCAACCCUCAGACCAAAUACUGCGACCGUGCGGCCAACGUCCCUUGCAACAUCGGCACCAACACACAGUGGACCACACACGCCAUCAGCAAAAGGCCCCAGGUCACUACAACUCCACCACCUACAACUACAACCACAACGACUACCAGCACAACGAGGGCAACUGUGAAGCCUGUAACGGCUAAGCCAUAUACACCUGCCCCUUUAACGCCGAAGCCUACCACGCAGAAGCCUUACACACCGAAGCCUACCACACAGAAGCCCUACACACAGAAGCCGUACACACGCAGAGGCCGUACACACCCAAACAAACCACUUGGAACCCUUCAGCCACAAACAUUGACGACUUCUGUCAAGGUCGUGCCAACGGCCUCUACACUGACCCCUACAGCUGCUCCAAGUACUACCAGUGCUUCAUGCAGCUUGGCUUCGUACGACAAACAGAAGGCUUUACUUGAGUGGCAGAAUGACACCUCCUCCAUCUCGAAGCGUGGCCGCUUCAAGCACGUCCAGAUACGGGCCCAAGCGCUGCGUAAGGUGCAGGACGAGUGGUGGGAGAAGGAGGCAGACGAAGUCCAGAGAUACACUGACUCGCAGAAGUCCAAGAUGUUCUUCAGGGCCAUCAAGGAACUCGGGCAAAGCUCUGGUAUGGACGGAGUCCCAGCGAAGUCAGACGAUCCUGUGGCUCUAGAAGCCUUCCACUCCCUCCUCACCAGCAUGUGGGAAGAAGAAGAACUGCCCAAAGACUUUAGGGAUGCUGAGGUCGUCUCCCUGUUCAAGAAGAAGGGCAGCAAGACUGACUGCGGCAAUCACUGGGGCAUCUCUCUUCUAUUCUGCCCGAGACCUAGGCCUGGCGCCUUAGCCAGGUCGCCCACCACGCCUCUGGUUCUUUCUGGUGGAGAGGUGUCGGAGCCGUUCGACAUCAGCAACGGCGUCAAGCAGGGAUGGGUGUUGGCCCCGGUCCUCUUCAACGUGUUUUUCGCCUGUGUACUCAACCAGUCCGUUAGGGACCUGGUCCUUGGAGUGUACCCGCGGCACAGGCUCGAUGGAUCCAUGUUCGACCUCCUCCGGCUCAGUGCCAAGACAAAAACUGUGGAAAAACUCAUCCUAGCAGCGCUGUUUGCCGAUGGCUGUGCCCUCAUGGCCCAUAAGAAGUCCGACCUCCAACUAAUUACUCGGCAAGAACGAAGUCCUGUUCCAGACAACACUCGCCUGCACCCUCUCGCCAUUUCCACCAAGCGAACUCAUUUGAACACUGUGGACGACUUUAAACACCUUGGCAGUACAGACAGAAGCCUGGACAAAGACAUCAGCUCCAAGAUCGGCAAGGCAAGCCAAGCACUCGGUCGUCUGCGUGCACGUGUCCUGAAACAGCACAACAUCAAGCUGUCCACCCAGCUGAAGGUAUACAGGACCGUGGUUCUCACCAGCCUCCUCUACGGGUUAACUGCCGAGCCCGCACCACAAGUCCUUAUCUGUGGGAGACAAUCUAUGACCGGGAGACAAUCUUCAAAGAUAAGACGUUGGAAAGCAUAUAAGCAUACGCAGCCAGAAAGUCUGACCAGUCCCUCUCCAUCGUUGACAGACUGCACUCUGAAAAAGUUCAUUGUUGAUUGUCAAGGCGAGAUGAUCCCUCGAACAUCCCUGUUGCUGCUCCCCCUAGCGGGAGUCAUCUUCCUGGCUCUGCAUGCUGUUCAAGGUUCAGAGCCCAGGAGAGUGUGUUAUUACACCAACUGGUCACAGUACCGUCCCGGGAAGGGGAAAUUCACACCGGAGAAUGUAGACCCUAACCUCUGCACACACUACGUAUACGCCUUUGCCAUUUUGCUAGGGAACAAGGUCAAAGCCUUUGAAUGGAAUGAUCUCUCAACACAGUGGAGCAAAGGAAUGUUCGAACGUUUCAUAGCGUUGAAAACGGUCAAUCCCAACAUGAAGACCUUGCUUGCUGUCGGGGGAUGGAAUUUUGGGCCGUGGCCGUUCCACCAGAUGUCUCACACUCCAAAAGGGAGGAAGGAGUUUGCGGACUCCGUCGUCAAAUUCAUCCGAGAAAACAAGUUCGAUGGCGUGGAUGUGGACUGGGAGUAUCCGGCAAACAGAGGCAGUCCACCAGAGGAUAAACACCACUAUACCGAGAUGCUAAAGGCAUUGCACGAUGCCUUUGUUGUGGAAGCGCAACAAUCUGGUAGACCCCGACUGAUGUUGACGGCGGCCGUGGCGGCGGAAAAAUCCAUCGUUGACACUGCAUACGACAUCCCGAAAAUUUCACAGAUCUUGGACUUCAUCAGUGUGAUGACCUAUGACCUGCACGGCAGCUGGGAAGACCACACCGGUCACAACCUUAACCUGCAUUGGGCAGCUGAAUACUGGGUGAAGAUGGGCGCACCCAGAGAGAAACUAAACAUAGGUUUGGCGCUGUAUGGUCGCACGUUUACCCUGUCAACUGCCGACAACACCCUAGGUGCACCUGUCAGUGGCCCCGGUGCAGCAGGCCCGUACACACGCGAGAAGGGCUUCAUUUCUUAUCAGGAGAUUUGUGAAAUGGAGCAAACUGGUGGCACAAUUGUAGAUAUCCCCGAACAGCGCGUCCGCUAUAUUACCCGGGGUGACCAGUGGGUGGGCUAUGACGACAAACUCAGUCUCCGUGACAAGGUGUGCUACAUCAAGUCGAAUGGCUUUGGAGGUGUGAUGGUGUGGACCCUGGACUUAGAUGACUUCUCGGGGUCUGCCUGCUUCCAAGGCCCCUAUCCCCUACUCCACGCUAUCGUGGACGAACUCGUCAGCCCAGACAGAACUUAUUGUGUAGGAUCAAGAACGCACCUGGAUAUUAACUACGGUUCUGUCAACAUUCAGCCGGUCGUCGUGAAGAACCAACUACACCGCCUCGUUAACAUUUUCCAGGACUUCUUCUGCUAUGGUCGCGUCAGCGACUUCUACCCAAGUCCGUUUAGCGGCACGGAGUACUUCAUCUGUGCCAAUGGCAAGUUCUUCCGUGUUACCUGCGCCGUAGGCCUCCGCUUCAACCCUCAGACCAAAUACUGCGACCGUGCGGCCAACGUCCCGGGCAACAUCGGCACUACCACACAGUGGAACCCUUCAGCCACAAACAUUGACGACUUCUGUCAAGGUCGUGCCAACGGCCUCUACACUGACCCCUACAGCUGCUCCAAGUACUACCAGUGCUUCAUGCAGCUUGGCUUCGUGAGGACCUGUCCCCAUACGAGGCCUUUAACGCGCGCGUCCAAGCCUGCGACAACCCCUACAGAGUGCCCGGAUGUUGACGUCAUCACUAACACCUGUCUCUGUACGAAUAAACCAGCGUCACGUGACCUGUUGUGUUGCAUUGUCUACGUCUAUUGGAUGAACGUUGGAAAGCAUAGCAUUACGCAACCAGAAAGUCUGAGCAGUCCCUUUCGAUCGUUGACAGACUGCACACUGAAAACCUUCAUUGUUGAUUGCCAAAGUGAGAUGAUCCCCCGAGCGUCCCUGUUGCUGCUCCCCCUAGCGGGAGUCAUCUUCCUGGCUCUGCAUGCUGCCCAAGGUUCAGAGCCCAGGAGAGUCUGUUAUUACACCAACUGGUCACAGUACCGUCCCGGGAAGGGGAAAUUCACGCCGGAGAAUGUAGACCCUAACCUCUGCACACACUACGUAUACGCCUUUGCCAUUUUGCUAGGGAACAAGGUCAAAGCCUUUGAAUGGAAUGAUCUCUCAACACAGUGGAGCAAAGGAAUGUUCGAACGUUUCAUAGCGUUGAAAACGGUCAAUCCCACCAUGAAGACCUUGCUUGCUGUCGGGGGAUGGAAUUUUGGGUCGAAGGGUUUUCAUGAGAUGUGUAAAACUCCAGAAGGGAGGAAGGAGUUUGCGGACUCCGUCGUCAAAUUCAUCCGAGAAAACAAUUUCGAUGGCGUGGAUGUGGAUUGGGAGUAUCCAGCAAACAGAGGCAGUCCACCAGAGGAUACACACUACUAUACCGAGAUGCUAAAGGCAGUGCACGAUGCCAUUGCAGCGGAAGCGCAGCAAUCUGGUAGACCCCGACUUUUGUUCACGGCGGCCGUGGCGGCGGGAAAACCCACCAUUGACACGGCAUACGAAAUCCCGGAAAUUUCAAAGAUCUUGGACUACAUCAGUGUGAUGACCUAUGACCUACACGGAAGUUGGGAGAACAUCACGGGUCACAACAGCCCGCUGUAUUCUCGUAUUGACGAGAGUCCCGAGGACAAGUCCCUUAACCUGCAUUGGGCAGCUGAAUACUGGGUGAAGAUGGGCGCACCCAGAGAGAAAAUAAACAUAGGCUUGGCGUUGUAUGGUCGCACGUUCACCCUGUCAACUGCCGACAACACCCUAGGUGCACCUGUCAGUGGCCCCGGCACAAAAGGCCCGUACACACGCGAGGAGGGUUUUCUUUCUUAUCAGGAGAUCUGUGAAAUGGAGCAAAAUGGUGGCACAAUUGUAGAUAUCCCCGAACAGCGCGUCCGCUAUAUUACCCGGGAUGACCAGUGGGUGGGCUAUGACGACAAACUCAGUCUCCGUGAGAAGGUGUGCUACAUCAAGUCAAGUGGUUUUGGAGGUGUGAUGGUGUGGGCCCUGGACUUAGAUGACUUCUCAGGGUCCGACUGCGGCCAAGGCCCCUAUCCCCUACUCCACACCAUCGUUGACGAACUCGCCAGCCCAGACAGAACUAACUGUGUAGGACCAGGACCGCACCAGGAUAUUAACCACGGUUCUGUCACCACCCAGCGUCCAGUCACCACCACAAGGAAAACCUACACUACCCCAUCAGUCGUGGUGACAAACCAACCACAGGUCACCAACGGUCCCGUUUACACUACGCCCCGUACUCAGCCCCGCAACGACUUCUGCUAUGGACGAAUGAGCGACUACUACCCAAGUCCCAACAGCUGCACGAAGUACAUCCUAUGUGUCAGUGGCAAGUCUAUCGGGCGCAGCUGUACCAUGGGGUUGCUAUUCAACCCUCAGACCAAAUACUGCGACCGUGCAGCCAACGUCCAGUGCAACAUCGGCACCAACACACAGCGGACCACACACUUCAUCAGCACAACAGCUCCUCCACCUACAAGUACAACCACUCCGUCAACACAGAGGCCUUACACACAAAGGCCUUUCACACAAUCUACCUAUAACCCUACGUCUCGGCAAAUUCAGUCUGGCAAAGACUUCUGCUAUGGUCGAGCCACCGACUUCUACCAAAGUCCCUUCAGCUGCACCGAGUACAUCCGCUGUGUCAGUGGCAUGUCCUUCCGCCUCUACUGUACCAUGGGGUUCCGCUUCAACCCUAAGACCAAAUCCUGCGACCUUGCGGCCAACGUCCCGUGCAACAUCGGCCCCAACACGCAGUGGACCACACACUUCAUCAGCACAACAGCUCCUCCACCUACAAGUACGACCACUACGACUACAAGCACUCGGAGACCAACUGUUCAGCCAAUAACGUCCAAGCCCUACACACCACUCCCUUUCACGUGGAAGCCGGCAACACAAAGGCCUUACACACCUUUCGUACAAACCACUUAUAACCCGACCUACUUGGACGCCUUCUGUCGAGGUCGCGCUAACGGCCUUUACCGUGAUCCCAGCGACUGUUCCAAGUUCUAUCAAUGCAACGCCCAUAUUGGCUUCCUGAGGAACUGUCCGCCAAGCGAGGCGUUCAACGAGAACUCCGGGACCUGUGACUUCCCCUUCAGAGUACCCGGAUGUUGACGUCAUCACUAACACCCGUGUAAUAAUACACCACCGUCACAUUU